Messenger RNA from Exophiala mesophila, 706 nucleotides. RefSeq lists its product as uncharacterized. The record is from RefSeq and is a predicted model, not a curated record. Bases 160 to 444 code for a protein of 94 amino acids. Lineage: Eukaryota; Fungi; Ascomycota; Eurotiomycetes; Chaetothyriales; Herpotrichiellaceae. The transcript has 2 exons.
CGAAUAGCCAGAGCAGCAAUCAACAACGCCUCACAAGCCACCAACGCAGACUUCCUUUUCGGCUUUCCUGUCUAGCAGAUCGGUAUCUAAGAAAAUACACGCUACACUCGUUUCAAACCCUUGCUCUUUUCCCGACCUUCGAACUCUUCUUCAGCCACCAUGGACGACGAGCUCAAUAUCAGCGCGGAGGACGUCCAGCGUCUCUCGCCCAAUGAACAGCGCGAACUGCAGAUGUUUAUUCAGAGCGAGACGCAGAAGUCACAAAUCUCAAAGAACAUCCAUUCCUUGACCGAAACAUGCUUCAAGAAAUGUAUCACCAGUUCGAUAUCGAACGGAAAAUUGGCCGGUAAAGAGGAGACAUGUAUGUCGAACUGUGUCAAUCGUUGGUAUGAUUCCAAUUUGGCGGUUCUGAAGCACUUGGAAACUCUGAGGGCCAGCCAGUGAUGGUGAUGCUUGGAUAAGCUUAGUAUUUAUUCAACUUGGGAAGAGAAGGUCGAUUUGGGUCCGGUGAUAUGAAUCUAUUAUAUCUCACUGGGGAUCGACGGAAGAGCUACUCCUUCGACGAAAAACGGGUUGCAUACAGAUACUUUUUUCAAAAAGACUUGGGUAAUGGCUCCGUGAAUGCCACUUAUGUACACUAGGUACUCAGCCAUCGGAAUGUAUCAAUACUUUAUAGCACUCGACACAAUACAUCAUGCUAAUCACA